Osmia bicornis bicornis is the source of this 3668-nucleotide messenger RNA. Its product is annotated as organic cation transporter protein-like. NCBI's taxonomy places the organism in Eukaryota, Metazoa, Arthropoda, Insecta, Hymenoptera, Megachilidae. Bases 337 to 2127 code for a protein of 596 amino acids. Gene Ontology annotation, biological process: transmembrane transport. The transcript is spliced from 10 exons. The record is from RefSeq and is a predicted model, not a curated record. Gene Ontology annotation, molecular function: transmembrane transporter activity. Gene Ontology annotation, cellular component: membrane.
CGCUAAUUGUACACGCGGCGAACAGUCGGUGCGUGCCCUCUUUUAAACGACGAUAUGUAGCGCGGCGUCACGAAAAAUCGCGUGGUUCUCGUGCACUGGUGUCGGCCAAGAUCAUUGUCACGAUCGAGAUCGAGACACGUGCUUACCCUCGUUAGCACGGAUCGUUGCGAUUCGCGGCAUAGCUUUCCCUUAUUUUCUCCCUUUUAACUCGAAGCACAUCUUCGAGUUCGACUACGCUCGAUCCGAGUGAACAGAACCGGAAUUAUUUUUUCGCGCGAGUUUCGGUGACGCCUUGAUUUGUGACUGGACCAACUUUCGUCCGAAGAGAUCGAGAAAAUGACUGUAAUGGUGGAGUCAGUGAAAGCGGAGGAGGGCGAACGUCCGAGGAUCAGCAAUUUCGACGACAUCCUGCCGUACGUCGGAGAGGCCAGUCGUUACCAAUGGUUCCUCUUCGUUUUGCUUCUACCCUUCACCUUCGUCUACGCGUUCCUCUACUUCACACAGUUCUUCAUCACCUUGGUGCCGGCUGAGCACUGGUGUACAGUACCAGAACUCGAAGGAUGGAACCUAACCGACCACGAGAAAAUCUCUCUGUCGAUUCCUCCAGCAAGCAUCGAGGAAUUAAAGGUGGAAGGUGCAACUGCAUUUUCACGAUGCAACAUGUACGACGUGAAUUACGAAGAGAUGCUGGACCAAGGUAUUAGAAAAGGAAAUAUAUCUUGGCCUGUUAAACCGUGUAAAUAUGGGUGGAGCUUUAAUCACACGAUGAUACCUUACAAGUCCAUAGCCGUCGAGUUGGAAUGGGUCUGCGACCAUGCUUUCCUAGGUUCAGCAGCGCAGUCAGCCUUCUUCGUCGGCAGUAUCCUCGGCGGUUUAAUAUUCGGUUACAUAGCUGACCAUUAUGGCAGGAUUCCAGCUCUGGUCGCUUGCAACUCGGUUGGCUUCAUCGCGUCCGUCGGCACCGCGUUUUGCAACAGUUUCUGGAGCUUCUGCCUCGCGAGAUUAGUCGUCGGCACUUCGUUCGACAAUUGCUUUAAUGUCCUUUUCAUUAUCGUGAUAGAAUAUGUCGGUCCGAAAUACCGAACACUGGUGGCGAACAUGUCCUUCGGGCUUUAUUUCGCUGCAGCCGCCAGUCUUUUGCCAUGGAUCGCAUAUUGGAUCGCGGAUUGGAGAAUUUUGAGUAUGGCCACCGCGUGUCCCAUGGUGGUCGCUUUUAUAGGACCAUGGAUCGUUCCUGAAAGCGCACGUUGGUACAUCACCAGCGGCAAAGUCGACAAAGCGAUCGACAUGUUGAAGAAAUUCGCCAAAGUAAACGGCAAGGAAGUGAAACAGGAGAUAUUCGACGAGUUCGAGAAGAGCUGUAAAUCGAUGAUCGAGAAAGAUCAAUCGCAUAAUCAGUACACCGUGCUGCAUCUAUUCAAAAAGCCACGACUCGCGCGUAUCACCAUCAUGCUCAUCCUCUACUGGCUUCUGAUGGUGUGGGUGUUCGACGGCCACGUUUGGAACAUGAAACUUCUGGAUCCCGACGUUUUUACAUCCUUCUCCUUGGCCUCGCUCACCGAACUUCCGGCCGCGGUUCUACUUGCACUCUUCCUGGACAGAUGGGGCAGACGAUGGAUGGGUUUCGCGUCCAUGUUCCUCUGCGGAAUUUUCUCCUGGAUUGCCCUGGCCACUCCUAAUGGUCCACCUACGGUAGCUAUGGCGAUCGUAGCACGUCUCGGCGUGAAUAUCGCGGCGAAUAUCGGUUUCCAAUACGCGGCCGAAAUGCUUCCCACCGUGGUGAGAGCCCAGGGUGUCUCUUUGAUCCACAUCAUCGGUUACGUGGCUCAUAUCUUGGGACCCUACAUCAUUUACUUGGCUGAUAUUGAUGCCUCUCUGCCUCUUGUCGCCCUCGGUUUGCUGUCCUUUGUGCACGCCUUCUUGACCUUAGGUUUGCCAGAAACCUUGAAUCAAGAUUUGCCAGAGACCCUUCAGGAAGGUAACGACUUUGGUAGAGAGCAAAGUUGCUGGUGGGUCCCUUGCAUAUCCUCGAGUCACCAGCUAAAGAAGAAAUACAGAAAGAAACAAGGCCUCUCGAAUCCCGCGUUCGCUGGUAGUGUUCAAAAGAUCGACUGCACUAGAUUAUAGCGACUGCUGUUCAAACUUGCCAAAUCCUUUGUAAAUAUAGUCGUUAAAUGUGUGUGCGUGUGUGACGAUGUUGCGGGAACGUGUAUGAGAGAUGCAGGAGGAUGUCGUGAGACGAUACAAGAAGCAUUCCAUAGGUAUACUGUUUAAUAAUUAUCAAAUAAUUAAUUAAUCUUCGCGUUUCAAGCGUUGGUACAAUUUAGCGCAGUAUUUCAAAGUGAAUGACAGUAUUCGUAGAGCCUUUGUUGAAACGUUCAAUGAAGCAGAGUGGUAGAUUUUUGCAGAGACAAAAAUAUAUUUGUUUUUUAAAGAGAACCUUCAGACGAUCCUAUAUUAUUUGUUAGGAUUAUUGUUAGGACUUGUGAGCUGUUGAUUUGAAAUCUGAAUAAGGUGUAAAUAGAACGUUUCAACUUGUUUCGUUUACUGUGAACGGACGAUGUUCGUUUGUGUAUCUAUAGGUGAUUUGUCAAUAUGAAAGUUUCGAUCGACUUUUGAACCCGAGACGCGUUCAAAGUUCUUGAGAAAAGAAAAAAUUUGUUUCUAGUAAAUUAUCAGUGAUUACUUUUAAGUAUUAUAAUUGUGAUUGAUAAAUUACCUCAGAGAUUUAGAUUCUUCAAAGUGUCAUCCCGUUCAUUUUCCUAUUGUAACUGUCUAGUAUUAAAAGACAACGAUUAAUUUUGUGGGAAGAUACUCCGGUUUAAAAGUUACCACGCAAACGAUCGAACGUUCGAUUUUGACGCCAAUUAGCGAUAACAAAUUCUUAAAUCCGCGGACAGCCACGGAUUUAUCGUUACUCUCGUUCCUUACGAUCCUCCAAUCUGUUCAUCCUGAAUGCUCAAUUACGUUCAAAUGAUGAUCAUUUCGGGCCAAGUAGAAUAGAAAAAUUCGCGUACUUAUGAAAUUAGACAAUCGCAAUCGACCUAUCUUCAAGAAAUUCCAACCAUUUCAUUCACCAUAUUCCAGGACCCGUGAAAAUUUAAUAUUUGCAGCAGAGAUCCUAGAACUGCUGGUAUUAAUUUUUCUGCCUUUCCACCCAGAUUCCGAUUGAGAGUGUUCUCUUUCGUAUAAUUAAAAUUACAAUUUCCACCUGUUACUGGGAACCUUCCUUGAAACACGUUAAACGAGUAUUUCUCAGAAUAUUCAUACUCGAAGUGUACAGUACAAGACAGAAAUGUGAUCAUCAAGCGUUAGUUUAAUUCUACAAACAUUUAAUGAUUUAGUUGAUCGUUUGGAGGAUACAUUCAUGUCUGUGAGAGCAAAAUAACGAGCUGUUCAUUUAGUCUCCAGUUUCUCAACCAAAGGGUCCCAAGUUGUCUCAAAAGUUAUUUAACAUAAAAUUGAAGAGCAACAAUAGAAUAAUUCAACCUGAAAUACUUGAUAAAAAGAAACUUUAAAGAAUGCAAAAAAUAUUUGUCAAAGAACUUUUGGAACAACCUGAAGGGGGAUCGUGGGUCCAAACAAAGGUUGAGAAACGCUGGUCUUAGUCUCAUAAGAUGUGUAAAACGUGUGCGAAACGAGAAUAAAAGUAAGACAAGUAUUUUUCA